Molecule: messenger RNA, 6417 nt
Organism: Lytechinus pictus (painted urchin)
Lineage: Eukaryota; Metazoa; Echinodermata; Echinoidea; Temnopleuroida; Toxopneustidae
Product: ATP-dependent RNA helicase DDX3Y-like
Exons: 17
Coding region: 159-2462 (767 amino acids)
Biological process (GO): cell differentiation; gamete generation
Cellular component (GO): P granule; nucleus
Molecular function (GO): RNA binding; RNA helicase activity; ATP binding
Source: RefSeq, a predicted model, not a curated record
GGACGCGACGCGACGUAAAAAUACACGGCUACACAUGCAUGCUAUAUUAUAUGCGGUACGUGCUUUGAUGUCCGCAAAUUGGCAGCCUCGCAGUUUCCACAUUUGUGCUACGUCAAGUCCCAAUUUGCCUCAAAUAAGUCAGAAAAAAAUCAGUAGUUAUGAGUAAUGGAACGAAUCAAAAUGGACCUACCCUGGACCAACAGUUUGCUGCUAUGGAUCUGAUGACAGGAGCAAAAAAAUAUGUGCCACCACACCUACGCAACAGCAGAAACGAUGGUGGACGUCCUAUGGCGGUUCCACACCCAGGCGGCUACCAGAACUUCAUUGCCCCCAACGCUCAACCAGGUUUUGGUGGCGCUCAAUUCACUAGAGCCAUGGGCUAUCCAGCUCAACCUCCUCCUCCAUUCACUGCACCCCCACCACAAGCCCAGGGCUACAGCGGUGGAUAUGAUGGUGGUUCCGGUGGCAACUACGGCCGCGGCGGAUACAACAACCAAGGAAGAGGAGGCGGUUACAACAGCCGAGGUGGCUACAACAGAGAAGGCGGCCGUGGUGGAUACAACCGUGACCAAGGCAGCAGCUACAAUGGACGAGGAGGUGGUGGUGGUGGUGGACGUUACAAUGAUCAGCAAUCGGGAUCAUAUCAGAACAGGAAUAGUUACCAAGGUGGUGGACGGGGUGGAUUCCAGAGUCCACAAGGACAGGGAGGACCAGGAGGAUACCAACCUCGUGGUGGUGGUAAUUACAACAGCCGUCUGGACUGGGGACCUCGUGGUGGGGGAGCCCCACAGCAGGGUGGCGGUGAUACCUUCUGGGGUGUCCGAGGCCAACAGAACCAGGAUGGCUGGGGUAGGGCCGAGGACUACCGAGGGCGUGAUGUGCCACGUGUAGAGCAAGACGAGGAUUGGACUAAGCCUCUCCCAAGAAACACCCGUGUAGAAAAUGAAUUGUUUGGAAGUUCCAACACUGGAAUCAACUUUGACAAAUAUGCUGACAUCCCUGUAGAGGCUACAGGAACCAAUUCACCAGCUCCCAUUGAACAGUUCAGUGACAUUGACUUGGGUGACAUCAUCCGUAACAACACAGAACUGUGUAACUACAACACCCCAACCCCUGUUCAGCAGUAUGCUAUUCCUAUCAUCAAGGGAAAGAGAGAUCUCAUGGCCUGUGCUCAGACUGGUUCUGGAAAGACUGCUGCUUUCUUGCUUCCUAUUCUCUCCCAAAUCUUUGAGAGUGGACCUCACAAACAUUCUGUGGGUUGCUACCGUAAGAAGCAGUUCCCUCUUGCUUUGAUUCUAUCCCCAACUCGUGAGCUGACAUCUCAGAUCUACGAUGAAGCCAGGAAGUUUUCCUACCGUUCUCACGUUCGUCCCUGUGUGGUAUAUGGAGGAGCGGAUGUCAAAGGUCAGAUCGCUGAUUUGGAGAGGGGUUGCCAUCUCCUUGUUGCUACGCCAGGACGUCUGGUUGACAUGUUGGAGAGGGGCAAGAUCGGUCUUGAGAAAAUCAGAUGGGUGGUCCUUGAUGAGGCUGAUCGUAUGCUUGAUAUGGGUUUUGAACCCCAGAUUCGCCGCAUCGUAGAGGAAGAUGAAAUGCCCAAAGUAGGAGAGAGACAAAUGCUUAUGUUCAGUGCCACCUUCCCCAAGGAAAUUCAGGUUCUGGCCCGUGACUUCUUGAAAGACUACAUCUUCUUGGCUGUUGGUCGCGUUGGUAGUACUAGCAGCAACAUCACCCAGAAGAUUGUCUGGGUGGAGGAAGGAGACAAGAGAUCCUUCCUUUUGGAUUUGAUCUCGGCCUCAGGUGCUGGAUCUCUAACCCUGGUGUUUGUUGAGACCAAGAAGGGAGCUGAUGCUCUAGAGGAUUUCCUCCUCCGGGAGAAGUUCCAAGCCACCAGUAUCCAUGGUGAUCGCUCCCAGAAGGAACGUGAAGAAGCCCUGAAGACCUUCCGUAGUGGCCGCACUCCAAUUCUGGUCGCUACCGCUGUGGCCGCCCGUGGUCUUGAUAUCUGCAACGUGAAGCACGUCAUCAACUUUGAUCUGCCAACAGACAUUGAGGAGUAUGUUCACCGUAUUGGUCGUACUGGACGUGUCGGCAACACAGGUCUUGCAACGUCUUUCUUCAAUGAGAAGAACCGUAACAUCUCCCGUGACUUGGCUGAUCUGAUGAUUGAAGCCAAGCAGGAAGUACCCAACUGGCUUGAUGCUCUCGCUAGCGAGGCCAAAAACAGUGGAGGCUCAUCACGACGUGGACGUAACAGGUACGCUGGAGGGUUUGGUUCCCGUGACUACCGUCAGGCCAAUAACCGCGGUGGACGUGGGGGCGGAGUCUCCAGCGGCUAUGGAGGUCACCAGACCGGCGGACAUGGCGGGGGCAACAGCUUCCCCGUCUACCAGCCUCAUUACGGCGGUAACUACGGAGGUAGCUACAACCAGUCCAGUGGCGGUCAGGACUGGUGGGGCAACUAGACCGUAUUCAGACACCAGAAAGGAUCGUGGAGCUUGAUACUGUGCAGCAUGUAUCCUUGUGAUAUUGUUAUACAGGAGAUGGCUCUUUACUCAGAGGCUAGCUAAGGUAUUCAUUCCUUAGCCUGCCUUAUGUUUCUAUUGUUAUAUAUAUAUUUUCAUCUUACCGUGCUUACGUUGCAGCGUUAGAUUCCUCUAGGUUAGACGUAUUAUAUCUAUCUUUGGAAAUAUAGAUUCUUGUGAAUUUAUAUGCACAAUUUAUUGUCUUAUCUCCUUGGUGUUUGUUUAAUUCUUAGAGAUAGCGAAAAGAAAAAUCACCAGCUGCCAAUUGUUUUUAAGAUGCAGCGUAUUAUUUGUACAAAUGAAACAAAAAUUAGAAACGGAAUACUGAUGUGCAUGAGGCUUUAUUUCUCCCUUUGCUGUCGGUCCAGGGUAGGUUAUGAACAGACCCAUUUUGGAGGCAGAGGACAUCAAAAAAAAAAAGGCAAAUAAAGUGGAUAAAUGUGGAAACUGCUCAAAACAAUAAUCUAGUUCAUAUUGCACUCUGUGUGAGACUGGUGAGCAAUCAUUUCUCGGGGUAACGAGGCGAUUAACCAGAGUGCACUAUGAAACAGUAAGAUGGGGUGAAUAUCUCAUCCUUAGAGGCUAUAUUUUAAGAUGGGAUUAAGUGUAUUGUCCUAUUCUCAUCAUAUCUAAGAUAAGUAUGGUUGUGUUUUUGUUGUUUCUUUUAACUAUGGUAGGAUGCUGUAAGAAAUUAUGUUACAUAAAGUAAAAUUUUCAUUUUUUCACUUUUUAGAAAUUUAAGGUAAACAUGUGAUUACAAAAUUAUGAUACACAAGACAAUGGUGAUGCAUACUGUUGAUAUACUGCAAAAACCUGAAUGCGGAUAUUUCAUUCACUUUGAACUUGAUUAGUUCUUAUACCUUGCAUCCAUACUUCGUAGAGUAUGAGAAAAAAAAAAUCAAUGCUGUCAUUCAUGUUAAAAUUGGCAGCAGUUGAUAACUCUUUCUGAUGAGAUAUUGGAAAUAACUUUAAUUUAUAGCAUCCUACCGCUCAAAGUAUCCAUGCAUAUUGCGAGUAUGAUUAUAGAUUGCAUGUGUAGUCCAUUUCUAUUCAUGAGAGAAACUUGGUUGAAGACUCUUGUUAUAAAAAGCACCUUUUUCUCUCUCACUUUUCUUAUAUUUUGAUUGUCUAUUGUAAACUUGAUGCUUCGAUAACAUGUAUCUGCAUCACUGUAUAGACUAAAGUCAGUCUUAUGUAAUCAUUAUGAAUGGAUGUGUAUUGUAGAUGCCUAGAACUUGUUCGGAAAAGAAAAAUUGUUGUGAAUGCUUGAUCUUUUUUUUCUCUCUUCUCCAUUUUAAAGUAUGUAUUUAAGCUUAGAAUCGUGUGAAUUCUGUUGUUCCAUACUUACAAUUGUUCAAAAAAAUAUUGUCGGUCAGUUCUUUUUUAUAUGAAUGAGCAGGUUAUAUUUUUAAACCAACAAAGGAGAGAUAGUGAACUUUUCCCCCUUCAUUGGAAUAAACAGUAGGAACAGAUGCCAGCCAUGCCACGAAUAUAAAUGGAUAAAGUGUAAGUCUUGUGAAUUCCUGUACUUCUGUUGCAAAGAAUGGCGCAAUAGAAUGGUCUUUUGUAUGGAAUGUUGCUUGAUCUUACUCGCAUUUGGUUCUAACAUUGUAGGGUAUUCAUUGUGUUCUUUUCUAUUUUAAUCAUUCUGAGAAUCAUUACUGUAAAUGCAUGAGAGGGUAUCUGUUCCUACUACUUAAAAAAAAACGCUAAUUAGAACAUUAAGUUCACUGUUUCUUCGAGAUAACCUGCUGUGUGAACAUCUGAAGAAUGUAUUAGCAUACCUGUGUCUGUACUGGAUAAAGAAUUGUUUUAUCUGUCAUUUCAGAAAAUGGAAGUAAUAAGAGAAAAAUGUCUUUAUUUUCUCACAUUUUUAGGGAUAUUUGAAGAACCAAAGAUCCAUUUGUGCUGAAUAGAAAGAAAUUUCAGCAGAUUUCAGACUAGUCAUAAUAUUUUACCAUUGUUCUUAUCAUGCAGUGAUUAAACGUGUUAACAAUCCAUGGUAUUUUCUGUCCGGUGAUCCGUUGUGUUUCUUAACGAAAGCGCAACAGAUCAUUUUGUAUUGUUUGUUUCUCAUAUUCUGAUAUGUAUUGGUUUUAACUGUGCAAUCGGGAUCUCGCAUGCCAGAGCCAUAACAGGGUUGUCAACAACAGUAUUUUGUUUUUUAACCCCCCCCCCCCCCCCUGCAUCUCAAAUUUAUGCUUUGAACUCCGUCCCGACCAAGAGGGACCCAUUUCAUAUAGAGUUCCGGCUAUUCUAACUUUGCCAUUAUAGCAACAACAAUGGUAACAGGGCUCAACUGCCAAUUACAAUCAAGGUUUCCUUGGAACUUCAUACAAUGACAAAUUUACAAUAGUUGUAAUUCUUGGUGAAACCGGCCCUUUAUUGGUUUCUUCAUUUUUGUGAAUUCUCUGUGUUUUAUGGCUCUGGCUGCGUUUGUAACUCUGAGUUAUGACGAAACUUUUGUGACGUAUGAAUACAACAAAAAAUGUCUAGUCAGAGGAUAGUGCAGAUAACUCUCUUUGAAGUAUAAAUUAUUCACCUUUUUCUAUUUAAAAUGUACUAUUUCACUUUUUGCAUUGCAAACUAGUGUUAUGUCAGCUAUGUACGCAAGGAAUAGAUUGAUUAGUGGGUUGUCAUUACUUACGUGUGUACACAUCAUCACGUUUACAUCUAUGAUGAUCCGCUCGUCACUUAUAUUCUUGUAACCACAAAUUUAACCAUUGUUAUAUAAACAUUAAGAUGUUUUGAAUAUGUAUCUUUCAUAUUCAAACGUUUACUUGUUGAAAAUGAAGUAUUAUUAUGUUCAUUCAGAACUACUUACAUGUAUUAUUAUUUAUCCUAAACAUAACUCAACCAUGUUUAAAUAGCAGCAUGCAUUUAGCAUGCUAGCAGAACAGUUUUUGAUCUUCAAAACUGACUAUUUAUUUUUAUGUUCCUAUAUGCAUCAUGAAAUAGUUAAUGCAGUUUUCAUGAACAAUAUGGGAAGAAAUGAUUGGAAAUUUCUCCUUUUUUUGAGCAGGCCUCAUGCCCAGUCACGAAACAUAACAGCGAUAAGUCUCUUAAUAUUAAACGUUUCUUGGGGACAUAUUUUUACCCCGCUUUCUUUUAGUAUGUGGCAGCGCGUUUGAGUAUAUCAUCAUUGUCUGUCAUUUAUAUUAUUCUCAGAUAAUCUGAUAAUGGAUUUUUGUUAUUAAUACGGAUGUGUGCUUUGGAUGCUGAUUUUAAAUUUUCAAUCCUGGGUAUCCCUUGUUGAGCAAAUUAUGAGACAAGGACCUUCAGACCCUCAUUUGAAAAAAAAUAUACAAUUGAUAGGUUUCUAUUUGUUAAAAUUGAAAAUAAACUAGUGCCUUUUUGGGAAAUAGAUGAUUUUUCUUUGUCAUAAGACAUCAAAGGAAAAAAAUACAACAUAAACAUUCCAUCCUUAUGAAUAUAAACGUGUAUUUAGUCCAAAGUUUUGCCAGGGAAAGGUGCUGAUGAAGAGUUUUUGUUUGUAGGGUGUUUGGAGAUGAAAACUUUAUACCUAAAUGUGUUUUCAUGGUAUAAUCAUCAUUCUUUUUGAAAACAUGUUACUUAAUGAGAGUAACAUAAAUAUUUGCCUAAUGUAUUUUUUGUUCUUUCAUAUCUUGCUAAGCACUUCAAGUGCUGAAUCAACUCAAAAUUUCAGGAAUCAGUUUGUUUCUACCUACCGUAAACAUGGCAUGGACCAGUUAGCGUUGCGCGAUCUGCCCGUGAAGCAUGGCCUAGCCGCGUGGCCGCCCACGUCCAUUUCUGGAAGGUCCAGAUAAUGCGCUGAAAAUGCAACGGUGAAAGCACGCUCUAGUCCGUUUGCCACUCACUCACUGAUAAAAACUACUACUGUUGCGAUGUCAAUUAAACUAAUCUUUUACACAUA